ACAAAGUACAAAGAGUGUUGUCCGGUGCCCAGCGACGUCACCGCAUUUGAUUGCGCGACAGUGUGCCAUUAGACUCAAACACUGUGGCAUGUUUCCCGAGGUAAGAUACCCUGAUGUGACUCUGUUUCGGAACUCGUCUCUCUUGCACUGAAAUGGGACAGGGGGUGUGGAAAGAAGCAGAAUCUCCCUUCUCAGGCAUUUUUAAUACAAAAACACACUGUUUUAACACUCCGAUUUGAGGAUCCAUGGGAAUACCAUUUUCGUCAGAGAUGUCCACCGCUGCAACUCCAACCGUCCCGUCUCAGUUAACGUCGGAUCAACUCACCGUCAUUGUGGCAACAUUUUCCUCUCUGGUGUUCUUUGUGGUGAUCGUGGUGCUGCUUAUAUACCGCAAAGACCCUCACUGCUGCAAAUUCCAGUGCUGUCCAGAUUCUAGUGGAGACUUGGACGCCCCUCCUCACUACUACAGCAGCAGACAGGCCCUGGUGGGAACGCCCUGCCAGGACCAGGCUCAGGACACAGUGCACAACAGCGCCCGUUCGCAGACGGGACAGCUGUUCCUGAUCGGCCUGCCGUCCAGCUACCGCCUGCCCUCCCUGGAGGCGCCCCUGCCCAGGCUGCCAUCCUACGAGAGCGUCAGGAAGAAGGACCGCCAGAGACAAAUCCACAUGAUGAUCGCAGACCGUUUUGGCCUGAACGGCCCCAUGCUGUCUGAGGUAACACAAUGUAGCCGCGUACAAUGCCGUCGCCAACCCGGAGAAAGAUUUGUGGGGCCCCAUGUCAUUUGUGGGGCCCCAUGUCAUGGGCCCCCUUGUCGUCUAAAAGCUUCAGGAUUACCGUCGACGGCCCUGGUAACAGAACUGAUGUGUUCUUACAUGCUGCCUGACAGUCGACAUUACGGAUUGUUACCCAAAGUUAAUCUUUAGUUCCCGGUCCUUUAUUAAACAGCCUCACGUAAUCCGCCGUUAACUGAAGAAUGCCGGGGUCUGUCAUCUUUAGUUUUGACAAUAAACAAGAUGAUAAACUAGAGGUGUUCAUUUGAACUGUGCUGUCAUGGGAUAACCGGGGCUCAUUCAGAGAUUGAACACUAUUCAGAAGACAGUAAAUGGGAGCCCUAUCAGGUCAUCUCCUGCUUCAGCGACAGGCAGACUGCACAUUUUCAGGUUUCACCGUGUCGAUCUUUUACCAGGGGGUUUGACUGCGUAAUGCUCGAGCAAACAAGGUAAUGAGAAACAGGCACAUCAAACAUAAUUAAUGCCCGGGUCCUCAGUGUAAACAAUAGCGGUGAACACAGCGUUGUGCUUUCCUCUUUCACUCGACCUGUUUGCUCUUCUUUUUCAUUACGUAUUGACCUGGUCAGUAAGUGCUCUCCCACCAGUCCCUCACCCGGUCCCCGUUAGCUCAAAGUGACCCCCCCCACACACUAGAGUGGGUACCGACGGCCCGUAAUUGCCCUCUGUGCAGUGGCCAGAAGAGGCUGCAGUCAAACUGCGGUCGCCCUGUCCUGGUGGGUGUGGUGUUUUUACAGGGCUGGUAGAGGAGCGCAGGGCUCUCACUUCCACCCUCAGGGCCCCCGAGCAAUUAAAAGAUAAGAGGAGUCCGUCAGUCAGGGAGGGAGGAGCCGGUUGAUGACAGAGAUUGGCUUUGUACUGGAGGAGGGACCCUCAUGGCUGCCUGGGUGCUGCCAAACUAAUCUGUCAUGUAAAUGCUAACAUGAUGAGAUCAGGUUCUGUGUCAGAUGUAUCAGCCAGUACCCACAACACCUGUGGUUCGAUGCUCUCGCGUUCGCCAGGGCGAAGGUCACAGUUUCUUUUUUUGCGGCGUGACCAAGUUAGCGUGACACUUUCAGGAAGGAAGAAAAAAAAAAAAAACAUUUGAAACUUGAAUUAACCUGGAAAACACUGUUACACGUUCCAGUCGAUUAAAGCUUGAAUCUCAGACAGCGAUAGCCCCCCUCAGUUUAGUUCAUUCCAAGACCUGGGACCAUCGUAGUCCUCGUUCUAGGUGGUUGAUAUGAAGAUAUGCAGGGAGUUGCCUGAGCACUGCCUGGUACACAACCAUUUACCAGUGCAGCCUAGUAGGGAGGGAGGGCCUCUUCACCAUGGUGUGUUCACAGUGAUGGGUGAGUCAGUCCUUUACAUUUUAACCACUUGGCAGAAGCUUUUAUCCAUUUGUGUUUCCACUGAACCACAGGUGAAGGCCCCCCCCCCCACACACACACACACACACACACACAAAGGUACAUAGUAUAAUUCAGACACAAUGCCAAAUCUGAUCAAACUUUAAUAUCGUCUUGUCUUUUUAUAUGAAUCAAGUUGUGUAUUAAUUAGACUGUGUUGCUUAAUUUCAGAAAUUUCUGAUACAAGCAAAGGUCUCUCACCCAAUUGGCAAAUGUUUGGCUUGAUUCUAGCAUUUCUUUCUAAAACAGCCUUUCUUGCACUCAUCACAAGCUCCAGUCGCAAAUACUGAAAGGCCUUUCAAAUUGUAGAGGUACAGUGGUGUGUCAUCAGCAUACAUGCAGUUUAAAUUCCCACCUUAAAAUACAGUGUAAAAAUGUAAGGCCCUAAAAUGGACCCCUGGGGUCCGUCAAACCCUCCAUUCUCUUAUUUCACACAGAGCGUUCUCACCACCCACUCUAAAGGAGCGUUAAACUAGGAUUGUCUUUCCUUCCACAGCCCCCUCCGUCAUAUGAGGAGAGCAUCCGUCAGUCUGCUGAAGUGCCUUUUGACAUUCUGGGGUCUGUAAUGGACACCCCUUACUCGGAGAAC
Esox lucius (northern pike) is the source of this 2768-nucleotide messenger RNA. RefSeq lists its product as uncharacterized. The record is from RefSeq and is a predicted model, not a curated record. The transcript has 4 exons. Bases 246 to 926 code for a protein of 226 amino acids. Lineage: Eukaryota; Metazoa; Chordata; Actinopteri; Esociformes; Esocidae.